AAAAAGUGAAAUUCACAACAAUUUUCGAUCUCAUCUCAACUCUACGCUAGAAGAAUGUCUCUACUCUUUGAUCCGACAUAUCCUCUUCACGUCCAGUAUGUGGUCUCGCAAUCCGUUUGGGAUUUGUUUGAAAUACAUUUCUGGCAGAUAUUGUGCAACAAAUGGGGCAAAAACAGAGCGUUUCUAACUUUGCAGUACAGAUAUGAAAAGAAACGAAACGAAGUGAGAGCUGUGUUGUUGUUGGCAGUGGUCUUCCUAUUGGCAUAUCUUAUACAACGGUAUAUGAAUUGGAGACGAAGACCAACGCAACAGCCAAUUGGAGAAGCAGUAGAAGAGCACAACGGCGUCCGUCAGCGACCAGACAAUCAACAGCCAAAUGGGAACCGAGAGAGCGCUGGUUCUGACCACCAGUCGACACAGAACCGCGAGAAACGGGUCGACUCUAAUCAGAAAACUCAAAACUAA
Medioppia subpectinata is the source of this 465-nucleotide messenger RNA. Lineage: Eukaryota; Metazoa; Arthropoda; Arachnida; Sarcoptiformes; Oppiidae. The record is from the annotation of a GenBank genome assembly.